Ictalurus punctatus (channel catfish) is the source of this 1071-nucleotide messenger RNA. Its product is annotated as collagen alpha-1(VIII) chain. Lineage: Eukaryota; Metazoa; Chordata; Actinopteri; Siluriformes; Ictaluridae. Gene Ontology annotation, molecular function: protein binding. The transcript has 5 exons. The coding region runs from base 189 to 1052 and encodes 287 amino acids. The record is from RefSeq and is a predicted model, not a curated record.
GUCCUGUGAUGUCUCAUCUCUCAGCAGGAUCUUCGACUUAAAAAUAUCAAAUGUCGUGAGCACUUAUGGUUACACCAAGUAACCAUGUAGCGACACCAUAUAACGGUCACCUGUAAUAUUUUCUCCUGUUCUGUUGGAAAUUCCUGCUGGGGAAGUUUAAAGUCCUGUAUUUCCCAAGUCUGGGUUUAAUGAGUAGCCUGAGUGUACUGAAGUCUGUGUUUAAUCAGCAGAGAGAAAGGAUUUCAUCACAUCCACUUGAACGAGCUGGUGUAGAAGAGAGUCGUGUAGAACGUCAGAGAUCUCGGCCGUUAAAGAUGUUGAGAACCGUGUUCCACUUGCUCGUCGUGUUUCUGGUGAUGUCGGUACCGGACAGUCUGCAGGACACGGAACCUCACGGAAGUUCUCAGGAUUUUUGCGGUGAGCUGAAGCAGCUCCGAGAGCUCGUGCAUCAGCAGGUAGCCGCUUUAGCCGAGAUCAAGGUGAAGACGGUGUACACGGAGAAAGAGAACGCAGCGCUGGAGGCCCGAAUGGUGAUUAACGAGAACGAGAUUGCGAGUCUGAAGAAGGAGAAAGCGACUCAGGCGAGCGAGCUGUCCGCCGUGAAGAGCCAACUGGAGAGCGUGAGGAAGCAAUACGCUGAGCGGCCGAAGGUGGCGUUCAGCGCCGGAUUACCUGCAGGACAGAAGGGACCGUUUAACACUGAAACCACUCUGAUCUACAGUAAAGUCCUCACCAACGUCGGAGGAGCUUAUAACCCAUACACAGGCGUGUUCACGGCUCCGGUUCGAGGCGUGUACUACAUCCGCUUUACGGCCGCCGCUUACAACAGUAACAACCACAACAUGGGUGUUCACCUGUACAAGAACAACGAGCACCUCAUGCACCUGGGCGAGUACGACAAAGACGGCACUGCCAGACACGUGUCCGGUGCUCUGGCGCUCGAACUGGAGGCCGGAGACAUCGUGUACCUCCGCCUCCUCACGAACUACGCCCUCUACGACGAUACGCUGCUCCGCAACACCUUCAGCGGCUUCCUCGUCUUCCCCUCCUAAUAAAAAAAUCUCCACUGCG